Messenger RNA from Stegostoma tigrinum, 2955 nucleotides. Its product is annotated as E3 ubiquitin-protein ligase MARCHF11-like. Gene Ontology annotation, molecular function: ubiquitin-protein transferase activity; zinc ion binding. The transcript has 4 exons. NCBI's taxonomy places the organism in Eukaryota, Metazoa, Chordata, Chondrichthyes, Orectolobiformes, Stegostomatidae. Gene Ontology annotation, biological process: protein ubiquitination. The record is from RefSeq and is a predicted model, not a curated record. Bases 585 to 1643 code for a protein of 352 amino acids.
ACUGCCACCCCCCUGCGAGUGUUAGAAUCAGACGUACUAUCUUGGAUCUUGCAGGUGUGGUUAACAGGGAAGGUUUGAGAUCCUGGUUAUCCCUCCACUCCGUGCAUCGUUUGUGAGGAAACAAUGGGCGGACGGGCUCGGGCGAUCUCCGAUUCUCUGUCUGCUCUGUGCCGCAGUGGGUUCCAGAUCACGGGAGCUACUGAGUCACCCAUGCUGUCUUCCACAGCUGUGAUGAUCUGAAUCGGGGUUUCCCAGUGAACCGAACUGUCUUGCCAAACGGCUGCUGCUGAAUCAAACAGUCUGCUACCAUCAGCUAAUCUCAAACGAUAUCUCAGUCUGGGAGCUCUUUGGCUCAUUUUGGCGCUCAAAUGGUCUGUCUGUAGGUCGGUGGAUUUUGAAAAACUCCUUUCCAUCCUCGCUUUUUUUUCUCUCGCUCCCUCUUUAUCUACACUGUCUGCCUUUCACAUUCUUCCUUCCGCCGGUACACCUCCAAGUAUAAUCCCUCUCCCUUCUACCCUUUCCUGGUCCCAGCGAUAAUCUAAUUUGGCCCCGCAGCCCCAGGGCCUCCCCUCAUCCCUCGCACAAUGAGCGAACAUCAGCCACUCCCGCAGCAGGACGAGCAGCCGAUUAGGGAGCCGAAGGAGGGCGGAGGUGGCUCGGCCAGCAACAGCACUAUAAUGCCAAUCGGGGGCGCUAUCGGGGGAGGAUCGCUGCCAAUCACUCCAAAAAGACACCAAGAAGAAGAGUUAGACGCCGGCGAGAAGGAGAGGCUGAUUUCGGUGAAAGCCGAGGACGAGAAAGGCUGUAGUCCGGGGACGCGGGACAGCCAGCUCCCCGAACACGAAAGCUACCCAAUUGUGAGAGUCUCUUGCUCCAAUGAUGCCGAGUCUGUGUGCAGCAGCAACAGCAGCUUUCGCAAUGGGGGCAUCACUCCCACCUGCAGAAUCUGCUUCCAAGGCUCAGAACAGGGCGAAUUGCUGAGUCCUUGUCGAUGUGAUGGUUCAGUACGUUACUCUCACCAACCAUGCCUUUUGAAGUGGAUUAGUGAAAGAGGGUCAUGGAGCUGUGAGAUUUGCUGCUACAGAUACCAUGUUGUGGCAAUACGAAUGAAAAGACCUUGUCAGUGGGAACCUAUCACAGUGACCUUGGUUGAGAAAGUUCAAAUAAUAGCAGUGAUCCUUGGUUGCCUUUUUCUGAUAGCAAGUGUGACCUGGCUGUUAUGGUCAGCAUUCAGUCCUGCUGCAAUUUGGCAGCGAAGAGACAUCUUAUUUCAGAUCUGCUAUGGAAUGUAUGGCUUUAUGGACCUUGUUUGCAUAGGCCUAAUUGUUCAUGAAGGAGCCGCAAUAUAUCGAGUAUUUAAACGCUGGAGAGCUGUAAACCUACACUGGACUGUUUUAAAUUAUGACAAAUCAAAGGAUUUAGGAAUUAACAGCAGCAAUGCUGAAAGAUCUGCCAAUCAGACCCUUUGGGCCUCUCUGAAUCAAUUCAGAACACGAAGGCCUGUUGGUUCUACUCAGCUAAUGUUUCAAGGAUUUCACUGCAGCUACACAUUGUUACAUUUACUGACACGAUUCAGGCCAAAUGAUGAGGACUAUGAUGACAACAGUUCCACUGAGGUGGUAAUGAGGGUAACAACAGUAUGAACAUGGAUUCCUCACAGUUCUACAAUUAGGCAGUGAUUGUUCCUGGAUUUGUGCUAUAAGAUCAAGGAAGUGUACAGGGCACAUAAAUGUAAUAUGUUUAACAUACUUUCAUAAAAUGCAUUUUUGAUAUAGUGCUUACUUCUUACUGUAAUAUAUAUUUUUUAAAACGUUAGAUGCCAGUGGAUUUUUGUGUGUAGAUCAACGGGAUUUACAGACAUUUUUCAUGGUGUACAGCGAUUAAUGGCUUUCAAAAAUAAAACACAUUGCCAAAAUGCCUUAUGUAAAAUUAAUGUAUUUUAAUCCAUCCUUCAAAACAUGUUAUUUUGAAAAAAUUCCACAAAGUUUCUUUCAAAAUUAUAAUUGAACAAAAAUAAAAACCCAUUAAGUGAGCAGUAAAAAACGUAGUGAAAUUGAAAUGGUUUGUUUCCCAAGCACUAUUAUUUAAAUUUGGUGAAUCUUGUACUUAUUACAUAGAGUCAAUGUUAUUAGCUUUAUUCGCUUUAUUGUCACAUGACUUAAAUGAGUGAAAAGUUUACAAAUCACCAUGUACAGCAUUCUUAAGAACCAAGGUACCUAGUUAUUCAUUCUUAAGUAGUGGAGGAGGUUAGAAAUGUUAGAAAGUGUCCUGCUUUGUCCAGUGCUGUCUUGGCAUCAAAUGUUCCUAUUCCCAGGUAAGGCAGAGAGGAUUAGGGUUAGAUGCAGGAUAAAUCCACUCUAUCUAGACCUAACAAUUUGCCUUAACCCUGAUUUUAGUGCAGUUUGUGACACUUGCAUUUCAUCAAACAUCCUUUAAAUCUUUUUUCAGCAAGAUGAACAAUUUAAUGUGGUGAUUAAAGUGAAAUUAUGAGACAUUGGACAUGGUAAAUUGGAAUCUAGCCAGAGUUGGGAGUGAAACAGUCCCAAGUUAGUUUACACAAUUUUUUUUCUGAGUUGUUAUCUGGGUUAUAUUCAAUCCAGACAUAGGCUAAUCGAUUGUACUGUCCUUAGGAGAAGAGUUUUGUGCAGGUUGCCUGAACCCAGAGUUUGUAUAAAAUCCUGCUGCCAAAUCAGUUAUAAAAACAGUUCUUUUAAUCAGAAGAGCCUAUAAUGAGUAUUAUAUAUAAGCCUGGGUGCCUUAACCAGUAAUAACAACUGUCUCAAAUCCUUGUAGAAUGACAUCAGUUAGUGCAUAUAAAAUGCCUUCUUGCUGUAUGCAAGUGAACGUGACUGGAACAAAAGGUUUGAAAUACUAGGUGUACUUAUUCAUUUGUGUACAGUACAAUGUAACAGUUUAUCCACUCAAUAAAUAAAGAUGACAGCUUGGAUGCUGCAA